AUCAGUAAAGUAACUUGUUCUCUCACCUGCAGAGUUUACAGACUGACUUUGUGCUGCUGUGAGUGACUGUAUCCUGGGAAUCUGGAAAGGACACAAUACAGUGAAACUGAGACGCGAUUCCCACUGAGUGACUAGAAUAUUGCAGUUCCAGGACAAGAUUGCCAUGGAGUGGAAUGAAAAUUCCAACACGUCAUGUGACUUGGCAUUUUGUGAAGCACAAAGAUGGGUUGAGGAAGUCACAGGUAAAAGCUUUGAGAAAAAGGAUUUCCGUUCUGCCCUUGAAAAUGGAGUGCUCUUGUGCGACUUAAUUAACAAUAUUAAACCUGGAAUCAUUAAGAAGAUUAAUCGUUUGUCUACUCCUAUUGCUGGAUUGGACAAUAUCAAUGUUUUCCUGCGAGCUUGUGAGAAACUUGGAUUGAAAGACGCUCAACUGUUUCACCCUGGGGAUCUGCAGGAUUUAUCAAAUCGAGUGACUGUCAAGCAAGAAGAGACUAACAGAAGAUUAAAAAAUGUUUUGAUCACUUUAUACUGGCUAGGACGAAAAGCACAGACUUACUCAUAUUAUAAUGGUCCUUAUCUUAAUCUCAAGGCUUUUGAAGGGUUGUUAGGACAAACUCUGACUAAGGCACUUGAGGAAUCGAGCAGUGUAAAGCGAAGUGGCAGAGAUAGUGGCUGUGGUGACCUUUGGUUCAGUGACAGAGGAGAAAGUCUUUCUUUGACUACUGUUCAUAAACGUGACGAUUCCUGGGACAGCUUAGACUCUUUUAGCUCAAGGUCUUACACAAGCUUAUCUUCAGAUACAACACUUAAAGGCAGCAGUGAAGGUGGGGAAAGUGACACAGAAUCUGAGCAAACAUACAAAAUGCAGGAGUUAAAGAAAGAUGACAUGCUGUCGCGGAGGGUUUCCACGGUGGAACCUAAAGGAGCAACUAAUUUCAAUCAGUUUCUUCCAAACAAAAAUAAACAGGCGUGUUAUAUGCCUGCACCCCUGAGGAAGAAAAAAGUCGACAAGAAUGAAGAUAACAGGAAAAGUUGGGCAAGUCCUGUCUUCACAGAAUCUGAUGGGACAUUUUCAAGUUCAGAUUCUGAUGAUGGAAGGCUGCCAGACUUGGUGCUUGAUGAUUUAGCAAAAAGAAAAUACCAUGCUAACAGCAAAGCGGCUGCCUCUGAUCUUUGUAGCUCACAAACUGGCCCUCAAAAGCCUUCCAUAAAAGUGUCUAAUACAGCAAUCACAUCUGAAGAAAAACUCAGUCAAGACAAGAAAACUUACUUGGAAACACAAGGUGAAACUGUAUCGAGAGAUGAUUUUGACUACACCGGCGUCACUUCAGAUGGAGAAAAUGAUCUGUCUAGAGAAUUUCCGAAUAUUAUAGAAGAUGAUCUCUAUGUUCGAAAGGUUAACUUACCAGCCCCACAGCUGAAGCAUUCUUUUGAUGAUUUUCUUCCUAAAUUUUCAACGCCAGAGGCUUCUGCGUGUUGGAAAGGAAAACGAACAGGGAUCCAUUCCAAGCCCUGGUAUAAAGAGUUUCAGGGAUUCAGUAAAAGAUCUGAUGAUGACCUCAAUUGUUUAUGGGCAUCUGGUCUUGGAUCAGUUUUUAAAGUCCACAGUGAUUCAGGAUUGAAUGGAUUGAAUUCUCAUUCGAUAACAGCCUCAAGCAAUUCAACAAAAGAUGUGGAUAACUCUGACAAACCAAGCCAGUUUCUGUUACUUCAGGCACUGCAAAAAAUUACUUCUGAUGUACUGUCUAAUGAAACACAAUCAAAAUCUGACCCAUCAUCCGGUCCUAGAAUUGUAACUGCUCGCCAGGAUCCUACGAUUGUACAUAACAACCAAAGGAUAGAAACUAUGCCAGAUCUGCAAAAUGAUGAUUACUUUACGAGGAAAACAGGAACAUUCCAUCUUAACCAAGUUAUCAACCUUGGAACACCCUUAGCUCGUGUGAUAGAACUAGAAAAAGACAUUAUUCUUCAGUCAGAGUCUGAGCUUCCUGAUUUAGUAAAAGAUGACAUGACUGUUCGUGCAAUCCAGUCUGAUUCAAAGGAGGUACCGCUAUCAGGUGCCCCAGACAAGUAUCAACCUGUUCCUUUUCCUGAUCCGUGGACUCUACCUGAAGAAAUACAGUCCAAGUUCAUUAGUAUGGCAGCAAAAAAGACAGAAGCUGGGAAAGGAGGAACAGAGGGCAGGGUGGUCAAAACUUCUGAAAACCUGAAGACGGAUGAUAUGUUAACAAGGAAAGUAAAUUUAUGUCAAGCUGUUCAUUUACCCCAGCCAAAUUUUGCUCCUGGUUCCUGCAGUGAAGAUGAUAUAAAAAAAUGGGAAUCGAUCAGGGAGGCCAGCAAAAUAAGACAUAAAAAACGUCAGUUGGUGGAAAGAGUACGGGAAAAACUUUCUAUUGACAAUGGGAGUAAAUCAUUGGAAAACUUUAAUGCUGAGGAACUUCAAAAUCUUAGACAAAUUCGUUUGGAAGAAAUGCAGAAGGUAAAAGGUGACAUCCAGAAGCAAGACCAGAAAUGGCAAGAUGAUUUAGCAAAAUGGAAAAGCCGUCGGAAAAGUUAUACAUCAGAUCUUCAGAAGAAAAAGGAAGAGCGAGAAGAACUGGAAAAGAUAGCAAGUGAUACCUCCUCUGAGAGGACAUACAAAACAUUUAGAGAAAUGCAGCAGGAGAGGGAGAACAGAGACCUUGAUGAUUAUCACAGUGACCAUUCCAGAUCCAGCAGAAGACUGUAUUCGUCAAAUGAGGAUGUCUUCAGUGAUACAAAUGCCAUUUCCACACCACCUCUAGCGAAGAGCUAUACAAUCGAAGUGGAUGCACCUUAUAGAACAGUGACAGAAACUACCUCUAUGACUCCCAGUUAUAAGAAGCAGGAGCAUGUUAGUGAGGUUACAGUCACUAAACUGCUCCCUAAACCCAGUGCUACAGCUGACACGGAUGGCACCUACACAAUAAAAAGUGAAACCUCUUACACUGUGCACAGUACUGAAAAGUCAGAAGAUCCUGAAAUAAAAUUUCCAUCUAAAUCACCACUGGAAAAAAGUUACACCAUUGAAGUUGAAGCACCUUACAGUAUGAAGAAUAGCACAAGUUACACAAAAAGGAGCUAUGAAAAGUCCUUGAACAAUACAACUGCUGACUCAAGCAGAUCUUUGGAUCAGAAAGACUUUGGGUCGGUGCAGUCAUACAAUUCCACUAACACAGAGAGUAAACCAGUUCGGGUUUCUGCUUCGUUGCCUAGGAGCUACCAAAAAUCUGAUGCAUCAAGGCUGUCUUCAGUCAUUGCCCCAAGACCCUUUGGCACCCAGUCAAAAGGAAUUGCCUCCCUUUCAAAAUCAUACACGCUGGAUGACUCACGGAAGUACAAUGGAGAUGUUGUGUCGUCAAAGAACAAUUCAACAUUCAGCUCUUAUAUGAAAGCUGACAGCGGGCGACCCAGUAGCACUACACAGAGUGAAGAGGAUGACGAUGCAGAAGUGGGGAAGAAGGAAGACUUCAGGAAAAGUUCUUCUCCUUUGCCCAGUGCUCAGCCAGAAAGGCGCGUGGUCUCGGAGUCUGUAUCAGUCGUAUCUUCUGCGAUCUCAAGAGGCAUGCAGCAGACCAGCGUUCCAGGUGCCCUUGACCAGUACAGCGACAUGAGACUCAGUAUUAACCAGAAGCCUGGAAGCGGUCAUGACUUUGGGUUUCAAACGACGUGGAAUAGUGCUGGAGUUUUUGUAUCAUCUGUUGAUAAAGGUAGCCCAGCAGAAUUCUCUCAGCUGCAUGUAGAGGAUGAAAUUCUAUCCCUCAAUGGCACAAAGGUUUCAUCAAUGGAUUACAGUCAGUGGAAGGAAGCCAUGGACAGAGCAUUAGAAACAGGAAACCUGACUAUGGAUGUCAGGCGAUAUGGCGAGGAUGACUGGGGCAGAGAUCCACCUUCCCUGCCAUACAAAAGCCAUAAAACCCUCAAUCUGACAAGUAUGGAUACCAAACUUAUAGGUUCUCCUGAAAAUAAAUGGAUUGAUGCAAGUUCUGGAGUCUACAGAUCAUCCCAAUCUUCCAACACAUCACUGCGAAACGACAUUCCGGACUCUGUAAAUAAUACAGAAACAAGACAAGUAAAUGGAAUACAAAACAACACUUCACAAAUAGAAUAUGAACCUAUUUCUCUGAAAAACUAUAAAAGGAGGUCACAGUUUUUUGAACAAGGAAGUGGUGAUUCUUCAGGCCCUGAGAUGCCAGUUCCACCAAUUAAUGCUACAACACAAUGGUCCUGGGAUCCUGAAAUAGAAAGGAGGCGACAAGAAAAGUGGCAUCAAGAACAAGAGCAAAAAUUACAGGAAAAAUACAGACUAGAACAAGAAAAACUUCAAGAAGAGUGGGAACGUGCCCGUCAAGAAGCAGAAAAAGAGAGCAGUCAUAUAUAUCAGGAGUCAUCCAUUCCAAAAUCCAGUUCUGGUGUAUCCCUUACUUCACACAUUACCUCUUCAUACUGGAGAACAGCUGGGUCUGUAUCUGAUGAAUUACAAAGCAGUGAAGAAGAAGGCCAAGAACAAGAGAGAAAGCAGGAUCUUCAGCGUGAACAAGCAAGAAAGCAAGAAGAGGAAGAGAGGCUAAGAAAACAAGAGGCAGAAAGGCUGAAUUACUUAUUAGCUCAGAACCGUUUAGCAGAAGAGGAGCGAGGACGUCGUGAGGCAGAAGAAAUAGAAAGAAAACGACAAGAGGAGGAGCAGAGGCGGAAAGAGGAAGAGCAGAGGCGGAAAGAGGAAGAGCAAAGGCAAAAGGAGGAGGAACAGAGAAGGAGAGAAGAACAAAAGCGUCUACAAAGGGCAGAGGAAGAAGAAAGGCAGAGACGAAAAGCUCUAGAGGAGGAACAGCAGAGGCAAAAAGCAGAAAGUGAAAGACACCAAAGAACUUAUUUAAGGGAAAAAGAGAAAGAUGAUCUGGAUUCAGUCAGUUAUGCUGCGCAGGGAAAUGGCAUACAUACCAAACCAGCCUAUGGUUUUGCGCCAUGGUUGUUUGAAGAUGACCAAAUGCAAAAGCAAAGCAAGAAGAUACAACCAAGCAGGUCACUGACAUUGGAAGCCGAGCGAAAACAAAUUAUAAAUCAGAUGAAAUAUCCUGACCUGAUGAGAGGAAACUACAGAGAAUCUGAAGCAACUUGGAAUUCUGGAGAUUCGCAGAGAAGUUCAUACAAAGAACAGGCACAGGGCCCUGCAGAACUGGACAGGCAAAGGAUCAUUUAUGAAAUGAGAAAGAAAGCGCCAUUACACAAUGAUAACAGCUGGAUCAGGCAGCGCAGCGCUAGUGUUACUAAAGAUACAUCAUCUCUUCCAAAUUUUAUGAGGAGAGGAGAAUCUUUAGACGACCUUGACUCAGGUUCUCGAAGACCAUCUUCUUGGAUAAACCAGUCACCAUCAUCAUAUAACUCCCUUUCAUCUAGUCAAGAGUUCAGUCGUCCUACUCAAGUAGUUUCCACCUCUAAUCGCACCUACCUGCGCAAUCCAUCUUCUAGUUUAGCACCUUCAUCAACAGGCUCGGUCAGGAGCACAAGCAUAUCCCAAACGUCCACUCUGCCUGCGACUCAGCCUUCAACCCAAGUAUCAAGUCAGCAGCGCAGCAAGUCAGUGAGCGGGAAGAAAUUGUGUUCUUACUGUAAUAACAAUCUGGGCAAAGGAGCAGCUAUGAUCAUCGAGUCUCUUGGUCUUUGUUUUCAUUUACAUUGUUUUAAGUGUGUUGCCUGUGAACGUGACCUUGGGGGCUCAGAAUCAGGAGCAGAAGUACGAAUCCGUAACAAUGAUCUGUACUGCAACAGUUGCUACGUCAGGUUCAAAUCAGGACAUCCAACCUCCAUGUGAAACUAAUCUAAACACUGAACGUCUUUUGCAAGUAGCAGAAGAGGAAGAAUCUGAUGAAGAUUUAAACCUAUAAAAGCUAAACGGAUGUGUGCUUUAUAUACUUGUCUGAUCUAAUACAUAGGAUUAAUCUUGUAUUAUUAUUUUGCCACUUUAUCUGGAUCUUUGAUAUAUUUAUGAGGAAAUAUAACUUUUGAACAUGUUCAGUGUUUUCUCUAUGUAUAAAGUAAAACUCAAUGGAAAGCCAGCUUUUAUUAAUUUCAGAAUAUUUUUGAGGUAGUCCUUCAGCUGUUAAGAAUUUUCAUUGGUUUCUAAAGAGGUUAUUUUGUUCAAAAAUGCUAUUUAAUGUGUAGAAUCAAAUUUAGUAGUCUGUAUAUUUACUACUGUUUUGUUUUUUUUGUCAUCUGUUUUUGGAAAUUAGAUUGCUCCGAGUUUGAUAUAUAAAUGCACUGGCCUCCUAGACUGUUUUCUAAUAACCAUAUUUAUGUGAGCUUUCCAAAUAAUAAUAUAGAUUGUAUAGAUGCUAAAGGGUUGGGAAUUCUGCAUUUCUCACUCUUUCAUGGUAUCAAAAUCUAGCAGUAGAAUAAGAAUUUCCACUAUAUAUAAAAAAAAGUUUUACAAAUUUAUUGUUGAAAAUGUUUAUUUUUUGAAAAAAUAUUUUCUGAUUUUGCUUUUGUAAAUAAAAUUACUAUUGCUGCAGUUACCAGUCA
Messenger RNA from Bombina bombina (fire-bellied toad), 6537 nucleotides. It is a transcript of the gene LMO7, whose product is annotated as LIM domain 7. NCBI's taxonomy places the organism in Eukaryota, Metazoa, Chordata, Amphibia, Anura, Bombinatoridae. Gene Ontology annotation, biological process: regulation of signaling; regulation of cell adhesion. The record is from RefSeq and is a predicted model, not a curated record. The transcript is spliced from 34 exons. Gene Ontology annotation, molecular function: protein binding. The coding region runs from base 164 to 5830 and encodes 1888 amino acids.